Molecule: messenger RNA, 543 nt
Organism: Mesorhabditis spiculigera
Lineage: Eukaryota; Metazoa; Nematoda; Chromadorea; Rhabditida; Rhabditidae
Source: the annotation of a GenBank genome assembly
AUGGGCCUAUUGAUCAGCUUUAUGCAAUCAUUCUCGAAGCUUGGCGGGACCCCGCGGGAGGCAAAAGUAUUGUUUUGCGGCCUAUAUGGCGCCGGCAAGACCACUUUACUUUAUAAAAUGAAGCUGGGAAUGGUCGUGGAAACGAUUCCGACUACAGGCUUCAUCGUCGAGACCGUGGAGUACAAGCAGCUUUCGUUGACGUGCUGGGACAUCGGGACCCCCCUCUGGAGGCACUAUUUGGAAAAACCGGAUGCUGUGAUUUUUGUGGUGGAUUCGGUCGAUAAAUUGCGGUUGAAAGAAGCGGCGGAAAAAUUAGCGAGUCUACUCACCGAAGACUUGCUCAGAAAUACCAUCUUCUUGUUGCUGGCAAAUAAACAGGAUCUUCCCAAUGCUCUGACUGCCGAGGAAUUGGCUGAGGAACUUGGAAUGAAAAAGAAUCAGACUCACAAAUGGCACAUUCAAGCAACUUCUGCACAUACGGGCGAAGGAAUCUAUGAAGGGUUGGACUGGAUCGAGCUGAAUCUCCCAUCAGAACAAGAAGCA